Meriones unguiculatus (Mongolian gerbil) is the source of this 4009-nucleotide messenger RNA. It is a transcript of the gene Fsip1, whose product is annotated as fibrous sheath interacting protein 1. The record is from RefSeq and is a predicted model, not a curated record. Lineage: Eukaryota; Metazoa; Chordata; Mammalia; Rodentia; Muridae. Bases 167 to 1894 code for a protein of 575 amino acids. The transcript is spliced from 12 exons.
UCCUUGAAGCAGCGGGUUUCGGACCGCUGCAUCUUUCUUUGCCACAGAGGCGGCGGUGGCGGGGGAAAAAAACGAGUCCUUGAGGGGAACGUGGGUGACGCUCGGAUGUCAGCGGCGCCAGUGAGUGCCUAGCUGUCCAGCCUUCGUCCCCACCGGAAAGUCUAGGAUGUCAAUGGAUAUUAUAAGGGGAAAGCUGGAUGGAAUUUCAAAACCAGCCUCAAGUUCAAGAUCAUGUCCAGGGAGCAGAAGUUCAACGGCUUCUCUGGAGGUGCUCCCACCAGAACCUGGGUCCUUCAAGAUUGACAUGCUAAACCAGUUGAAUUCUGGUACAGAGGGCCACUCCUCAAACAGUGGCAUGGAGAGAAGAAGAAGUAGUAAUUAUGAGAAGUGGGCACAGUACUUCAGAAACACAAAGUCAGCCAACGAGAGCUCACAUGAAGACCCCGGCUUGGCCCAUCGUCAGCUAUUCCCUGAGCACCCAGCUGAUCUCAAGUUAGAAAAACUGGAUGCCCAACUUCAAAGUGCUAUUCAAAAGAUGCACAAAUUUGAUAAGAUAUUGGCCAAAAGGCAAUAUAGAGAGAAGGAAGUUAAAAAGCAAGGUGUGGAAAUGAGGCAGAAGCUGUGGGAAGGACUCAAGUCUGCAAAAAACACUGAAGACUUGGAAAGUGAUGAGGAGUUGGAAAACACUAAAAAGUUUUUGUGUUUGACUUCAAAGUCUGCAGGAGCAUCAGACGUAGAGCCUGUGCGCUGUGAAUUUGAAGAUACCCUUUUCUCAGUGUUUCACACUCAGAUUCCUAUAGAAACUUAUGAAAAUCACACGAAGAAUGUCAAGAAGGAUUUUACCUGUGAUGUGGAAAAAAUUGAGCCAUUGGUCAAAACAGAAAGGAAUACAGAAAGGAUUGAGCCUAGGAGUAAACACAGCCAGGACUUCAUUAAGCGAAACAUUGAGUUGGCCAAGAAUUCAAGAAGCCCAGUGGUUAUGAUUGACAGGGAGAAGAAGAGGCUGGAUGAACUCCUGAGAGGCUUGGAUGACACAGAUUCAGGACUGUCCAGUUCUGAGGGCGAUCAGUGUGGUUGGCUGGUCCCAGGAGAAGGCUAUACCCUUGCCGACACCGAGUCUCAGCAACUUGCUGAGAUUGACACAAAGCUUCAGGAAUUCUCUGUAGUCUCUCCAACCGUCUUCAGCCUUUCUCCAAGACUCGAAAGUCAGAGCAAUAAGGAACCUGACCCCGAGGAAGAAGAGAAGACUACGGAACCAAUUCUAGGAGAAAAGAUACUCCGGGACAACAAAAAGCAAAGGGAUCAGCAGUCUCGGCUGAGAGCCAUCGACGGGGAGCUGAGAGAGCUCAACGAACAGUUAGACUCCACAUUACGUCUUUCUGAGGAGCGGCUGAAAUGUCUUCUGGAGGAGUGUGUAUCCCAACAGAAACGCAUCCGUCUUGCCCUUUCUUCUGAAGCACAAAACGAAGAUAUUGAAAUAGCGCUCGAGCCUCCACAGCUUUGCCCAUCUACCCUCUGUGAGUUACUGGAAGAGUCCAAAGCCAGGGACAAGAGACCCCAGCCAGAUUAUGCAAACGGGCCUGAGGAGGAGGGGUGCGCAUCUCCCUCAGGUUUCUAUCUCACCAAAGCCUUGGCUGGGCACUACAAUCCAGAAGCUCUGCUCAUCGAAAUAGAGACCAUGAAAGGCCUCCAGUUCUCAGAGGCUUUCAGCGAUGCAGCAGACUAUUAUAUGUCAAAGACCAUUGGCGUCGGGAGACUGAAAAAGCCCCCUUUCUUGGAUGAUCUCCUGGAUGACAUCUACGUGAACUUCUCAGAUGACCAACUCUUGAAACUCAGCCGUCCAGAGAAAUCACUAGCAGAUGAACAGCAGCCCGAAGAUGCUGUGGAUGAAUGAAAAGAAUGUGAAGCAUAACUUUCUAGGGUGAAGCUUAAGAAAGUUGGAAAUUAACUUGCAGUGUAUUUUUUUCUGUGUUCUUUGUAUUCAGUGAAUGCAUCUUAGAGCCUAUUCCUCAAAUGAUUUCAACAUUUGGGUUCCCUUCUUUGCUGAUUAUAUUUCUUUGAUAUGUUUGAAACUUGGGGUAUAAAUGUUUGGCGGGUUUUAGUCAUCGAAAUUCCUGGGAAAUUUGUUUACAACUAUUUUGCUAAUCUUACAAUCUUAAGGAUACUGUAUAAAAACCAACAUUGUAAUGUAUGCAUGCUGUACUAAGUCCAGUGGGCAUGAAUUCAUUGCUUUCUAUUUGUCACUUUUGGGGGGGCAGUGCUGGGGAUUGAACUUAUGACCUUGUGCUUUUGGUGCAGGCAUUCCGUCACUAAGCUGUAUCCAUCCCUCUACACUGGGUUUUCUGUGUCUCAACUCUAUGAUGAUACAGGUGGCUUUCUCUUCUGCCUUUGUUUUCCCUUCUUUCUGCCCAUCCAAUGUUCGUCCUUCAGAACAGCUCAACUUGGGAAGAAAUGAGCUCCUGAAACAAAGGAAUGUUGGCAGAGUCUGUGCUAUCCUGCUAGCGAUGAUAGCUUUCUUUUUAAUUGAUUUAUUAUUUAUUAUAAUUUAUUCACUUUGUAUUUCAGCUGUAAACCCCUCCCUCAUCUCCUCCCUGUCUAAUCCUCUCUCCCUCUUCCUCCACUAUGUCCCUCCCCUAGUCCACUGAUAGGGGAAGUCCUCCUCCUCUACUAUCUGACCCUAGCCUAUCAGGUUUCAUCAAAACUGGCUGUGGCAUCUUCUUCCUCUGUGGCCUGGCAAGGCUCCCUUCCUACACCCCUGCCCCUUUCUUAAGUGUGAUGGAUUAUUUAUCACUCUCAGUUUGAUAAGUUCUUCUGAAGUUUGGGCCUUUGGCAUGCAGGGAAUAAAGGUGAACCGUAUUAAAAGAAAGUCUGCGGCAUUAUCCUUCUCAGCAGACACAGAGAAGGAAGAAGGUUUGUCCAGCUCUGAGCUAGUAAUCUGAUCUCCUGAGAAGGCUUCAUGCCCACACGUGUAAGUUACGUUGGCCUCGUAGAUGGAAGUCUAGUUUAUUUCUAGUUCAUCAUAAGCUGACCGUGGCCCCAACUUUAACACAGUUUGGAUUACUGCACGUACAGCAUUGCUCAUUUUUGCUAGCAUGCCUUUGUUGGCCCUGCCUGAUAUUAACGAUUGCUUACACAUUUUCCUGACUUGUUGAAAUGAGGAAAUCUGUAGCUACUAUUUUAAAGGGCAUCCACAUUCCUAGGGACAUCUUUAUCUAGUCUUUCUAUUUCAGUUGACUAUUCAUUUCUGUUAAUUUUGUUUUUGAAGUACAGGAGAUUGAACCCAGGGCCUUGCACAUGCAAGGUAAGCACUUUAGCACUGAGCCAUACUCCCAGCCUACUAUUUGUCCAUUUAAAAAAAGCAAUGGCACUAUUCCUAAUUGUCUGAGAAAGCGCCAGAUUGAUUUCCAAAGUGGUUGUACAAGUUUACAUUCCCACCAGCAGUGGAGGAGGGUUCCCCUUUCUCCACAUCCUCUCCAGCAUGUGUUGUCACUUGAGCUUUUGAUCUUGGCCAUUCUGAUGGGUGUAAGGUGAAAUCUCAGGGUUGUUUUGAUUUGCAUCUCCCUGAUGACUAAAGACUUUGAGCAUUUCUUUAAGUGUUUCUCUGCCAUUCGAUAUUCUUCUACAGAGAAUUCUCGGUUUAACUCUGUACCCCAUUCUUUAAUUGGAUUACUUGAUUUGUUGCUUUUUAACUUCUUUAGUUCUAUAUAUCUACUGGAUAUUAACCCUCUGUCAGAUAUAGGGUUGAUGAAGAUCCUUUCCCAGUCUGUAGGCUGUUGUUUUGUUCUAUGAUAGUGUCUUUUGCUUUACAGAAACUUUUCAGUUUCAUGAGGUCCCAUUUAUUGAUUUUUGAUCUUAGAGCCUGUUUUGUUGGUGUUCUGUUCAGGAAGUAGGAGCAGCCUAACUAGGCCACAGAGGAAGACAUUGCAACCAGUUCUGGUGAGACUUGAUAAGCUAGGGUCAGAUGGAAGGGGAGGAGGUCCUUCCCUAUCAGUGAAUUUAGAGAGGGGCA